This is a messenger RNA of Cucurbita maxima (winter squash), 741 nucleotides long. Its product is annotated as preprotein translocase subunit SECE1. The transcript has a single exon. Gene Ontology annotation, cellular component: chloroplast thylakoid membrane. NCBI's taxonomy places the organism in Eukaryota, Viridiplantae, Streptophyta, Magnoliopsida, Cucurbitales, Cucurbitaceae. The coding region runs from base 43 to 582 and encodes 179 amino acids. Gene Ontology annotation, molecular function: transmembrane protein transporter activity. Gene Ontology annotation, biological process: protein secretion. The record is from RefSeq and is a predicted model, not a curated record.
AUUUCUUCAAUCUGAUUUCUCGACCGCUCGCCGAUACGGAAAAUGGCCGUUCCGAUCUCCCUGCGAUUUCCGGCGGUACCUUCCACUUUAACUGACAGAGCGGCCUCCUUGUUCGUAUCACUACGGCGGAGCUCCUCGCAUCGUUCUCAUCCUCACUCACAUCGCACGAUCAGACUCCCGGGGGUUAGGUCUAGAAGGAACAGCAAGUUCUCCGCUGUCAAUGCCGUGCAGGAAAGCCAAGAGAAUACAGAAUCUGAUGGGGUGGAGGUUCAAGCUGGGCCGCCGACGGAGGAGUCGAAAACGGCUGACCAACCGGCAGAAUCCGGCGAGAAUUUGGGCGCCGAAAUUCAGGAGGCUUUGAAGCAGCGGAAGGUGGAGAAAGAGGGGGAUCUGAUUGGCGGAGUGGCGGAGGAGAUUCAGAAGAUUGAGUGGCCGGCGUUUCGAAAGGUUUUGGGCACGACGGGGGUGGUGAUCGGCGUUAUUGCUGGUUCUAGUGUCGUUUUGCUCACUGUGAAUGCCUUACUGGCGGAGCUGUCCGACCGAGUUUUCGCUGGAAAAGGAGUUCAGGAUUUCUUUAGCUGAGAGGAUAAGGAAGCUUCGAUUAUGACUAUUUGGUUUUCUUUACUUAAUUUGUAACCUUGAGAAAAUCAUAUUGAGCUGAGAGGAGGAUAAGGAAGAGACUAGUUUGUAAUUUCCUCUUGAAUCUGAAAGCUCAAGUACAGAAUCCAUUGCAGCAUAUGA